Messenger RNA from Fundulus heteroclitus (mummichog), 798 nucleotides. RefSeq names its product gastrula zinc finger protein XlCGF8.2DB-like. NCBI's taxonomy places the organism in Eukaryota, Metazoa, Chordata, Actinopteri, Cyprinodontiformes, Fundulidae. The record is from RefSeq and is a predicted model, not a curated record. Gene Ontology annotation, molecular function: DNA-binding transcription factor activity, RNA polymerase II-specific; RNA polymerase II cis-regulatory region sequence-specific DNA binding. Gene Ontology annotation, biological process: regulation of transcription by RNA polymerase II. The transcript has a single exon. The annotation marks the transcript as partial. Gene Ontology annotation, cellular component: nucleus.
AAAACAUUUAUUGGAAAAUCUACUUUAAACACACACAUGAGAAUCCACACAGGUCAGAAGCCUUUCUGUUGUGAUCUAUGUGGACAAAGAUUUAAUCAAAAAUCUAAUUUAAACACACACAUGAGAAUCCACACAGGUCAGAAGCCUUUCUGUUGUGAUCUAUGUGGACAAACAUUUAAUCAAAAAUCUAAUUUAAACACACACAUGAGAAUCCAUACAGGACAAAAGCCUUUCUGUUGUGAUCUAUGUGGAAAAAGAUUUAGCCACAAAUCAGGUUUAAACAGACACAUGAGAAUCCAUACAGGGGAAAAGCUUUUCUGUUGUGAUUUAUGUGGUCAAAGAUUUAGCCAAAAAUCAACUCUAAACGAACACAUGAGAAUCCAUACAGGACAAAAGCCUUUCUGUUGUGAUCUAUGUGGACAAAGAUUUAGCCACAAAUCAGCUUUAAACAGACACAUGAGAAUCCAUACAGGGGAAAAGCCUUUCUGUUGCGAUCUAUGUGGACAAAGAUUUUGCGACAAAUCAGCUUUAAACAAACACAUGAGAAUACAUACAGGACAGAAGCCUUUCUGUUGUGAUCUUUGUGGUCAAAGAUUUAGCCGAAAAUCACAUUUAAACACACACAUGAGAAUCCACACAGGACAAAAGCCUUUUUGUUGUGAUCUAUGUGGACAAAGAUUUAUCCAAAAAUCUGCUUUAAACAAACACACGAGAAUCCACACAAGAGAGAAGCAUUUCUGUUGUGAUCUAUGUGGACAAAAAUUUUGCCACAAAAAAGCUUUAAACAGACACAUGAGA